Molecule: messenger RNA, 606 nt
Organism: Heterotrigona itama
Lineage: Eukaryota; Metazoa; Arthropoda; Insecta; Hymenoptera; Apidae
Source: the annotation of a GenBank genome assembly
AUGGAGCGAGAAUCUAAUCCAAUGCAAGCUCUGUGCCGCAGCGGCUGUGGAUUUUAUGGCUCCCCAGCCACGGAUGGCCUCUGUUCUCUCUGUUACAAAGAAAAUCUAAAAAAGAAGCAGCAGCCUCCUGUGUCAGCUGCCACUGUACCAACAUCACAGACCGUCUCUGGCAACGCUGGCACGUUGCAAGCUGGUUUUGGUAGUCCUGCAGCUACAGGAACUACGGCUCAACCUACCAUUCCUACCAUACCUCAGUCAACGACAGAUCUACCCAACCCCAAAGAAAUAAAUAGAGAAGAUCAAGAAAGUGAAGUAGGUGUAAGCAGUGGAGCAGUAGCAGAAGGAUCUGUGAGUAGUGGUGAUGCAGAUGACUGCUUUGAUGGCAAAGAGACUGACAAAGAAUCUAAGAAGAAGAAAAAUCGUUGCGCCGUGUGUCGCAAAAAAGUUGGUUUGACGGGAUUCGAAUGCCGUUGUGGGGGACUGUUCUGCUCUGUGCAUCGAUACAGUGACAAGCACGAUUGCAAGUUCGAUUAUAGAGAAAUGGGCGCUCAAGAGAUUCGGCGCAACAAUCCAGUUGUUGUUGGUGAAAAAGUGCAAAAAAUUUGA